Messenger RNA from Vitrella brassicaformis, 939 nucleotides. Lineage: Eukaryota; Vitrellaceae. The record is from the annotation of a GenBank genome assembly.
CUCUGUCUCUGCACGUGUGUGUCUGUUUGUCAUGGUAUGUGUACACCCCUGCUGAAACAUACACAUGUAUACAGCACCCUCUCACGGGAAGCUAGUACACGUUAAACUUCUUGAGGUUCUUGAUGUAAUCGCUGGGGGGGACGAGCUUGUCCGCAUAGUCAGAGCCGAAUGCCAGGCCAUGUUCAUCCACCCCCGUCUUGGCGAAGCAGAAAUCCUGGAUCGCGGGCUCAUUCUUCUUGUUGGUGUAGGCGGCUUGCUUGCGCGUCUCGUUGGAUUUGCCGCACCGUCCUUUCGAUCCGAAGGCGUCCCCCUCACUGUAGCAGUGACCUUUCCACACGCCGUAGCCCUUCUCAGCGUCUGUUGGCGUGAGAGUCUUCUCGAGGAUGCAGACGCGGUCGAUUGGGGCGCACGCGUACAUGUAGGGUUUUUCGUCGGGAUUGAACGGUGACGCCACACGCCACGCGGAACCCUGCUCUUUCUUGAUGGAGCAUUUGUGCUCUGCACAAAUGGAAGGAAAAGCAUGACAAGAUCAAUUCAUGGACCUGCGCAUGCAUUGAGGAGGUUAAGUGCCGCUUGCUACCGAAAAUUUGCUGAGUGUGGUGAAGGACGCUGUGGGCCAGGAGGGCAAGGUUGUCGGCGGCCGCCGUGGUGCCGUUGAAGGCAUCGAUGGCCUCCUGGUAACUGUCGAGCUGCUCGUGCAGCUGCAUGAGGCUCACCGACGACAGCUCAGCAGACGUGCCACCUGCAUUGAUUGCAAUGACAGUGCAGCAGACCGGAGGAUGACUGCAUGCAGAGGGACUUACUUUGCUCACGGGCGCACUUGGCGGCGACGAGGAGCUCCAGGAGGAUGGUCAGUGCGACCAGAAGGAACGUCUUGUGCGCCGCCAUCCUCUUGGAGAUACUCGAGAUGUCACUAAACUUUGCCCUGCCUCCCCCCAU